AUGCAUUCUGUAGUGAAUGUAAGUUGGAGGCAAGCAAUCUAUGUGUGGAUCUUGAGGUACAAUGAACGGCGUAUCGCGCAGAUCAACCAUCAGCAGGAAGAAGGCUUUCACAACAGCCGCACCAGUCGCCUAGCCAAGUGGCGAGAAGUCGCAGAAAGGGCUCGGAAAGAUUUGCAGCUACCUCCUGGAGCGCUGGAAACCUUGAAGCCAGGGAACAUUGUCCUAUUCCACACACCAAGUAGGACUUCCAGUGUGGAAACAGGUAUGAUCUUGUCAGUAUGGCGUGGAGUCAAGAUGCCAAAGCUGAUUUGUGGAGACACACCGAUCAACUCUGUUGUGGCUUUCCGAGCAGUGCAACUUCAGCUGGAAAGCGCAUCGGAGGAGCGUCUAGAAUCAACUAUAUGGCUACAAAAUAAAAGGUAUUCAUUGCUAACACUACAAAAUGAUAGGAAGAGAGUGUAUGAGUCUGUUUGGAUUUACAGUUGGCAUUCCUGGUCAUUCUUUAGAGUAUGGGUUUUCAGAGUGGCUGAUGUAGGAGGCUCUAGGACUUGCUGGCCAUGA
Messenger RNA from Durusdinium trenchii, 561 nucleotides. Lineage: Eukaryota; Dinophyceae; Suessiales; Symbiodiniaceae. The record is from the annotation of a GenBank genome assembly.